CCAGGACAACGCACCUGUUGCAGGCAUGCCGGACACGGAGCGCGCCGAGCCGGCGCCGGCGGGGCGUCCCGAGAACCGCACCGCCGCCAAGACCAACGACAUCGCGCUGCUCAAGCUGAUGGAGCGCACUGGCUACAACAUCAUCCAGGAAAACGGCCAGCGCAAGUACGGCGGGCCACCGCCCAACUGGACGGGCCCGCCGCCCGUCAAGGGCAGCGAGGUGUUCGUGGGCAAGAUUCCGCGCGACCUGUUCGAAGACGAGCUGGCGCCCGUCUUCGAGACGGUCGGCAAAAUCUACGAGGUGCGGCUGAUGAUGGACUUUAGCGGCUCAAACCGCGGCUACGCCUUCGUCAUGUUCAGCACGCCUUCGGAGGCGAGCGCGGCCGUGCGCCGGCUCAACAACUACGAGAUCCGCAAGGGUCGCUACAUUGGCGUGGUCAAGUCGGUGGACAACUGCCGCCUGUUCGUGGGUGGCCUGCCCAAGAACAAGGUCAGAGACGAGAUCUUCGACGAGAUGGCGAAGGUGACUGAGGGCGUGGUGGACGUGAUCGUGUACAGCUCGGUGACCGACAAGAGCAAGUCGCGAGGCUUCGCGUUCGUCGAGUACAAGAACCACAAGGCGGCGGCGAUGGCACGCCGCAAGCUCAUCCCGGGCCGCAUCCAGCUGUGGGGGCAGACGAUCGCCGUCGAUUGGGCUGAGCCCGAGCCGGACGUCGAUGAGGAGACCAUGUCCAAGGUGACGGUGCUGUACGUCCGGAACCUGCUGCUGUCCACAACCGAAGACCAGAUUCGGGACGCCUUCAGUCGCGCCGCAGACGGCGGCGUGGAGCGCGUCAAGAAACUGCGCGACUUCGCCUUCGUCCACUUCGCCAGCAGGGACAAGGCCACCCGCGCCCAGGAGAAACUCGACCACACGGACCUGGACGGCUCGUUGGUGGAGGUCACGUGGGCCAAGCCGAUCGACAAGUCGCGACACGACCGGUACAAGGCGGCGGCCCACUGCGCGGUGUACCCGACCGCGCCACACGGCUUCGUCUCCGAGGCGCCCUUCUUCAGUCUGUCACCGGGACUCGGCAGCCCCGGGUCACCUGUCCAACCGGUGUUCCGCUCGCCCAACAAGCAGCGGGGACGGGGCGCGGCUGGCGUGCGCGGCAGGGCGUUCCUGCCCGGCUCGCCGGCGGCCGGCCGUGCCGCCGUUGGCCACAGGAAGCCCGUGGAGAUGCGUGCUCUGCUGGACUUCUCACCUGACCUCGAGCUCGUGCUCACUAACCCGUGCACACUGAAACCCAUGCGGAAUGCGGUACAGAUUCUGCACGAUCUGUGCAUUAACAACAAGUGGGGCGAACCACAGUACCAGCUGCACUCGACCACCAAGACGACGGGCCAGGCCGACCCUCCCAUCCAGCUGUUCAUGUACAAGGUCACCGUGCCCAGCCUGCCGCCCGAGUACAACACCUUCCAGGGCAGCCGGCUGAGCCUGAACCCGGAGGAGGCGCGCCUGCUUGCCGCCGAGGUGGCGCUCAGUCAGCUGGGAGUGCCGCUGGACAACGGCGAGGGCGCUGGCUCGCCGCCCCAGGCCAUGCUGUCGCGCCCGAUGGCAGCCGCCGGGUACAGCACGCCCUCUCCAAACGGCAGCCCUGGCGGCUACAACGGCGCCUACCAGUUCAUGUACAACCCCUGCCUGUUCGGCAAAGUGAUCCCCGCUUUCGACCACCACGGCAUGUACGACGGCUACGGACUGGCUGGCCACCACGGCCACCCGCCGGCCAUCUACUGAGCGGCCAGCCCGGCACCCGGGCGCGCUGCGGCGCGACACCCCUCGCGUCGCCCGCUGGCGCCCGGCGUGGAUGGAGCCCACCGGACAGCGUGCGCGCGCCAGACUUGCUCCGUCGGCGGCGCGCUAGUGCAAGAAGUACCCUUUGUUUUCGUGAGGAGCGUUUGUUGCAUGCCUUUAUAGGAAGAACCCUUUAUUUUAGCAUUCGUGUUUGCUGUAGGUGUGUGGCGGCGGCGUCGCUGCGGAGGUGCCGCUGCGCCGACUGGUGUCCUAAGUUGCGUCUCAACAGGCCGUUGGGUUACGAUGGUGGCUAGCCUCUUAGCGCCGCGGCCUUGUGCGGGCCGCCGGCCGUCGUAGCGCUGUUUUAGGUUCGUUACGGUGCAGCCCACUGGCAGUCCUUUGCCGUGAUGGACGGGCACGUGUGGGACGUGCGGUCGGUCUCAGUAACCCUACCCCGGCCCCGCACGGCACGCUCGCUGGGCGCGAGAGCCAAUACUCAGUCACCGGGCGGUCCGACCGACCUGCUCUCUUUCGCCCGCUCGUGGAACUAGCAUUUUGUGGAGUGUCCGCUCGCCCAGGCGUCGCGCUUUGUUGUGAUUUCCUGGCGCCGGAGUGGGAGCAGGCCUCGCCUCGCCUCUCCGUGCCGCCUCGAUCAGAAGCGAUUUCGAGCUGACCCUCUGAUAAACUGCUCGCACUUUCCCCGUGCCCCUCCACAUUGCAAACCAUCGGCCCCUGUCCCUACAUGGCGUGGCGCGACGCGCGGCUGCCGGCGCGGGGCUGGAGCGCCCGCCGCCGCCGCCUGUGCCUCGCCCAGUCCGUAGCGUCCGGGAGGCCCAGUCCAGCCGGCGCCAGUCCGCACCGCGAGGACCACGGUAGUCCGGAUCUCGAGGACCACGGUUGUCUGGACCUCGAGGGCUUGCUGUGCGCCGGUUGGUAAUUCGAGUGAUUAGGUUUAGAUUUGCGUAUCCCGGGAUUCUGCGAUUGCAGCUCAUGUAAUAUGGGUAGAUUAAGGCCAAGCACCGUGCAGUGCUCGCAGGGAACUCGGGCGAUGGUCCGAGGCCCUUGUUUAAAACGCCCUCGUAAUUUCAGGGGGCAGCGAAUUUUGUCUUAUCACGUACCGCUGCAUUUCCGUGGCAGGAAUUGAGUUGUUUUUUGAUGGCCAAAAGCGCGACGACGAUUCACACGAAUCGAGCCUGCUGGUGCUUGCGCUAAUUUAAUUUGUUUUUAAUGCACCUGGGCACGUGCGUUUAGAAUAAGUUGUAUGAUAACAUCGGGGCGUUGGCGUGUGGCCUGAGCCCCGAAAUGCUUGCGGAUCGGAACGCGUCGAGGGACCCAGACCUUUGCGAAGAAUCAAGCCAUAAUUCUGCAAUAAACGUUGCUCAUACGGAUCGUUGUCUCAGUCCGCGGUCUGAUAUCCAGGCAGAAGGAGACCGAACCGAACGCGUCAGUGCCGGCCAGCGGCGCGGGAACGCGCACCACGGGCGCGGGGGACGUCAGCGAUUGAGAGUAUGAUGGUACCUUCGCACCCCUUCUGCGCUGGGCUGGGUCGCAAAGACGACGGGGCCUGGGCGUCAAGACCAUGGAGGGAGACUUGUUCCUCACGCCAUACUCGUGGGCCUGAGGGGCGACGAGCGGCAGGCGACGCGCCAUGCCGUUUUGUCAAUACGUGCUCGAAUGCUCCAGCCACAAAGCGGUCCACUGCGUACUUUGCCGGUCCGCACUUCGACCCUUGGCUCCUCGUAGCCGAACGAUGCAUUUAGAGUUAAACAGCAUUCCGCACGAAGUUCAGUCAGUCUUUCGGUAAGAUGUUUCUUGUAUCACGCGAGGCGAACGUCCGCACCGAGCCGCUGGCGUCAUCUGAUCGGGGGACUUCGUGACCCCGAUCGGAAAUG
Messenger RNA from Pollicipes pollicipes, 3666 nucleotides. RefSeq names its product putative RNA-binding protein 46. Gene Ontology annotation, molecular function: RNA binding. Bases 26 to 1777 code for a protein of 583 amino acids. The record is from RefSeq and is a predicted model, not a curated record. NCBI's taxonomy places the organism in Eukaryota, Metazoa, Arthropoda, Thecostraca, Pollicipedomorpha, Pollicipedidae. The transcript is spliced from 9 exons.